Molecule: messenger RNA, 923 nt
Organism: Rhododendron vialii
Lineage: Eukaryota; Viridiplantae; Streptophyta; Magnoliopsida; Ericales; Ericaceae
Product: vacuolar protein sorting-associated protein 29-like
Exons: 4
Coding region: 154-723 (189 amino acids)
Biological process (GO): intracellular protein transport; retrograde transport, endosome to Golgi
Cellular component (GO): endosome; retromer complex
Source: RefSeq, a predicted model, not a curated record
UUACUGGUAAGAAAAGAACAAAUACCUCCUCUUCUCAACGCGAGGAACAAUAAGUGAAGCGUCAACGAUCAGAGCAGAAAGGAGCUCCAUCAUAAGCCGAUGCCCAGUGCCGUCAAAUUUCAGAUUUUUGGGUAACUAGUUAAAACUUUUGGGAUGGUGUUGGUGCUGGCCUUGGGGGAUCUUCACAUACCCCACAGGGCACCUGAUCUGCCUCCUAAGUUCAAGUCAAUGCUUGUUCCAGGGAAGAUCCAACACAUCAUUUGUACUGGGAAUCUAUGUAUCAAGGAGGUUCAUGACUACUUGAAGACUAUUUGUCCUGAUCUGCAUAUUACUCAAGGCGAGUAUGACGAGGAGACACGUUACCCAGAGACCAAAACGCUUACAAUUGGUCAAUUCAAGCUUGGAGUAUGCCAUGGUCAUCAGGUUAUCCCAUGGGGGGACUUGGACUCACUGGCAAUGCUUCAGAGGCAGUUGGAUGUUGACAUUCUCGUAACUGGUCACACCCAUCAGUUCACGGCUUACAAACAUGAAGCGGGUGUUGUGAUAAAUCCAGGGUCAGCAACUGGUGCUUACAGCAGUGUUACUUGUGACGUCAACCCUAGCUUUGUGCUCAUGGACAUUGAUGCAACACGGGUAGUGGUCUAUGUUUAUGAACUCGUCGAUGGAGAAGUGAAGGUCGACAAGAUUGACUUCAAGAAGACAACAGCAAUGACUGCACAUUGACCGCAAAGAUCUUUGUUUUGAUUGUUUGGACUUUUUCUGUGGCUCCUUUUAGGAGAUUGAUCAGUUUGUGAGGCAUUUGUGUACCGCGAGUAUUCUGGGACUGUGUUUUCGUGUAAUAUUUUCUUUUUUCUGGUGAUGUAAAUCUUUAGUUAUGGGCCCAGGAGGUAAUUUUGAAAGGGAAACGUUUUUGAAGGGGAAAA